Molecule: messenger RNA, 2691 nt
Organism: Crotalus tigris (Tiger rattlesnake)
Lineage: Eukaryota; Metazoa; Chordata; Lepidosauria; Squamata; Viperidae
Product: zinc finger protein 436-like
Exons: 9
Coding region: 490-2481 (663 amino acids)
Biological process (GO): regulation of transcription by RNA polymerase II
Molecular function (GO): DNA-binding transcription factor activity, RNA polymerase II-specific; RNA polymerase II cis-regulatory region sequence-specific DNA binding
Source: RefSeq, a predicted model, not a curated record
UUCUGUCCCUCCGCAGGCAGGCAGGCCGGCCGGCCGGCGGGCCGGCGCGGCCAGCAGAUGGCUCCGGUUCCUCGGCUGGCCGAGGCCUCCCGAAAGAAGCUCCUCUCUUCUGCCUCUCUUCCUUCUCCCUCGCUCCCCGCUCGGCGACCUCGGAGGGGCUGGUCUUCCUCGAGCCGAGGCUGCGAGAUCCGGUCCGCGGCGUCUAUGGAGCCGAAGAAGAGUCCGCGCCUUCGGGGGCGGCUUUGGCGCCCGGCCUGAGCCAGAGGGCCGAACAGCCCAGGGCUUGGCGGCGGGGUGGGUUGGUGGGAUUCAAUUGCAAUCCCCUCCAUCCUCCAUUCUUCGAAUUGGAGCCGGGGGUUGGACUAGAAGAUCUCCAGGGUCCCCUCCAACUCUAUUAUCCCCCAUCUCCCCCACCUCCAUCCAGCCGAGGGUCCUGCAUCAUUUAGGGAAGCAGAACAGAGGCGUCCGAGCUGCAGAAGAUUUGGCAAAAUGAUGUGUGUGUUUGUCUUUGGAACGUUCCCUCCUCUGGGAGGAACAGAGAUGGUGACAACGGAACCUUUUCAGCCACCGCCGUUCUUAUUUGAAGAGGUGGCCGUGUACUUUACAGAGGUAGAAUGGACUCUCCUGGACGCAGAGCAGAGAGAUCUGUACUGGGAUGUCAUGCAAGAAAACUACGAGACUGUGGCUUCACUGGCUGUUGCAAUCCCCAAGCCCGAGUUGAUCUAUCGUCUGGAACAAGGAGAAGAGCCAUGGAUCUCUGCCCAAGCAGCCUCGGAGGAGAAAAAAAUCCCCCUCAAUCUAUAUGAAGGAAACAACUUUUCUCUGGCUUCUCCCACUAUGCCAGCAAGCGAGGUGAUCGUGAGGGAGAUCAAGGAAGAGAUGGCAGAACCUGACAUUUUGGAUCCAGAAGAUCCGCCAUGGGCUUUGCUGGGGCCACCCCCAGAGAACCCUUCCUUAGCCUCAGAGGCCCGGUGCGGCCUGCAGAGACAGUGGGAGCUACAGGCCGGGCACAUCUGGCGGGAGCCUUCCAGGCACAUCAGGGCAGCCAGUUCCAAGCACAGCAUGUUCCACGUGGGCCGGAAGAAGCUGAUGUGCCCCGAAUGCGACCGGUGGUUUCACUGCAAGUCGGAAUUCUUGCUGCACUGGCGGACCCACACGGGCGAGAAGCCCUACGAGUGCCUGGCGUGCGGCAAACGCUUCAUCCAGAGCUCCCACCUCAGUGCCCACCGGCGCAUCCACACGGGCGAAAAGCCCUACGAGUGCCCCCGGUGUGGGCGGAGCUUCAACCGGCGCUCUACUUUGACGGAGCACCUGAGGAUCCACACCGGGGAGAAGCCGUACAAGUGCCUCCAGUGCGGGGAGAGCUUCCGCUGGCGGCCCUACCUGACCAAGCACCAGAGGGUCCACCUGGGCAACGCUGCGUACCGAGGCCUCAACAACAGAGAAGCCAUCUUUGAAGACUCACCCUGCCCUGAGCCUCUGGGAAGACUAACAGCGGAUGGCGCCAUCGAGAGUGGCGCCUCAGAAGCCGAGUCCCUGCAUGCUGCCUCUGCCUUAUCGAAACCGGGCAGUGGGGCGAAGCCGAGCCCUGAGACCUGCGGGCUCAGGCAAGGCUCAGGCGGGCAGCCACCCAGGUGGCCCGUAAAGACCGAAUCGGAGCUGCUGCCCGGUGGGAACGACGUCACCGACAUCAGCCAAAUCAAGAUCGUUCAGAUCGAGAAGAAGCACGUAUGCCACGACUGUGGGAAAGCCUUCCAGUAUAAAUUCGAACUGGUGAAGCACCGCCGGACCCACACGGGGGAGAAGCCCUUCGAGUGCCUGGCCUGCGGGAAGCGUUUCUUCCAGAGCACGCACCUCAACGCCCACCUGCGCAUCCACACGGGCGAGAAGCCCUACGAGUGCCCCCGGUGUGGGCGGAGCUUCAACCGGCGCUCCACCCUGACAGAGCACCUGAGGAUCCACACGGGGGAGAAGCCGUACAAGUGCCUCCAGUGCGGGGAGAGUUUCCGCUGGAGGCCCUACCUGACCAAGCACCAGAGGGUCCACCUGGGAGAGAAUACCUACAGAUACUUCGACAGCGGAGGCAGCCUCUAUGGCACCUCUUCCUUCCCAGAGCGUCAUCAAGAGGAGAGCCAACCAGAAUAUUUAACCGCCACCCCGGAUUUAAUCUCCCAACGAGACCCAUGGUGGCUGCAGCAGUCGGAGGAAAGAGAGAGCCGAGGGAGUCGGAGUCGAGGCAAAGGACAACGUGGACCAUCUUGGAUCCUCUCUGAGGGAGAAUCUGAAGGCCGUGUUUCACCCACUGCUCCCCCUUACAAGGGGGCAGGACCCCGAGAUGCUUGUGGCAAUGUGACAGCCGAAGAUCUGGCAGAAAAUCAACCACAGAGUGGCCUUGAGAUGGUCAGUGAUGUGUUAUCACACAGCUCUGACAGAGAUGCUUCCCUACAGCCUGGGAUAGUUUCUAAAAGCAGGAACGCUUGAGGAAAAAAAACGGAUCGAAUCUGACAGCUUCUUCACACAAGGCCGUUCCUGUCUUCCAGUUCCUGUUUUAGCCUGCGGAUGGCGAAACAGCCCAGCAAUUGAAAGAAAACAGCAUCCCGUGCAAAACCCCUUUUAUCCAGGAGAAAAAAGAAAAAAAAGGGGGAGAGGCUUUAGAGUCCCAAGGCUUCAUACAACAUCUUUAAAAACAAA